Vigna unguiculata (cowpea) is the source of this 1855-nucleotide messenger RNA. Its product is annotated as protein DETOXIFICATION 51 pseudogene. Lineage: Eukaryota; Viridiplantae; Streptophyta; Magnoliopsida; Fabales; Fabaceae. The record is from RefSeq and is a predicted model, not a curated record.
UCCCCCAUCCUUCUCACACCCCCACACUCCCAUAUACUCAUUACUUUCUUUCUCUAUCGAUCCCUUCCUCCAUCACAAGAACAGAGUCCCCUCUGCACACAACACCAUACACAAACACAAACAACCUCUUCCAUCAUCGUCAUCGUAUUCACAAUCAUCGAUCAAUCUUCCCAACCUCAUUUCCAACAUGUUGGAACCCAACACAGAGUACAAUGAUACGGAAAAGCAGACACAAGGGUUCAGCACACGUUCCACAAUGUGGGACUUCAUUCGAGAAGCCAAAUCUCUGUGGGAGGUCGCAUUUCCGACAGCGCUCACUGCUCUCAUUUUCUACGCGCGUUCCAUGGUCUCCAUGCUGUUCCUCGGACACCUAGGAGACACCGAACUGGCGGCGGGUUCGUUGGCCAUAGCCUUCGCCAACAUCACCGGUUACUCGGUUCUCUCGGGACUCUCCCUGGGAAUGGAACCCCUGUGCUCCCAAGCCUUCGGAGCAAAGCGUCCCAAGCUUCUCUCUCUCACGCUCCAACGCUGCGUUCUCUUCUUAACAUGUUGCUCAAUCCCCAUUUCACUCUUGUGGCUCAACAUGUCCAAAAUCUUCCUUAUACUACACCAAGACAUGAAAAUCACAAAAAUGGCGCAAAACUACCUCCUUUACCUCCUCCCCGACCUCGUCACCAACUCCUUCCUCCACCCAAUCAGAGUCUACCUUCGAGCGCAGAACGUCACCCAACCGGUCACGUUAGCUUCCCUCGCCGGCACGCUCCUCCACGUCGGCUUCAACUUCGUUCUCGUGAGACGCGGGGUGGCCGGAGUCGCCGCCGCCUCCGCCGCCUCCAGCUUUUCGAUUCUGGGACUGUUGCUCCUCUAUGUGUGGAUAAGUGGGGUCCACCUAGACACGUGGAGUGCGCCGAGCCGAGAGUGUUUUACCGGCUGGGAGCCGCUGCUUCGGCUGGCUGCACCGAGCUGCGUGUCCGUUUGUUUGGAGUGGUGGUGGUAUGAGAUCAUGAUCUUGUUAUGCGGACUCCUUGUGGAGCCCACUGCCAGCGUGGCGGCUAUGGGGAUUUUAAUCCAAACGACGUCGUUGAUCUACGUCUUUCCUUCGUCCCUGGGGUUGGCCGUGUCAACGCGCGUGGGUAACUUGCUCGGCGAGAACCGGGCUCCACGCGCCAGGAUGUCGGCGGUGGUGGCGGUGUUUUUUGCCGCCGUGAUGGGUUUCUCGGCGGUGAUCUUCGCCUCGUCGAUGAGGCGGAGGUGGGGGAGGAUGUUCACUUUGGACGAGGGGAUUCUGCAGCUGACGGCGGCGGCGCUGCCGAUUUUGGGACUGUGCGAGCUUGGAAACUGUCCGCAGACGGUGGGGUGCGGGGUGGUGCGGGGGACGGCGCGGCCGAACGUGGCGGCGAACGUGAACCUCGGCGCCUUUUAUCUGGUGGGGAUGCCCGUGGCCGUUGGGCUUGCGUUCUGGCUGGAGGUUGGGUUCUGUGGGCUCUGGCUGGGCCUGUUGUCGGCCCAGGUUUGUUGUGCGGGCCUGAUGUUGUAUACGAUCGGGACCACCGAUUGGGAGUACCAGGCCUGCCGGGCCCAGCUGUUGACUGCCAUUGAUGACUCCGGGAACGGAUCGGACGGGCAGAAAGAACCGUUGAUUGGCGUGGUGGUUGACACUUGAUAAUGAUGAUGAAUGUUGAUUGACGGUGUAAUAUUCUUUUUCUUUUUCUAAUUUUCAUAUUAUUAGACGAGAUUUGUGAGAUAGAAUUGUUAUUUUUUACACCGCUGAUUUUUUUAUUCCAGUGGGAACUGGGUACUAUUUAAUUAAGGAUAAAUGAGAUGAUCAUCAUUAUUCUGUCUUUUUCAAUAUCAA